GAGCUCACCUGCCGGGCUGUGAGCGGCCGAACUGCUGGAAAACCGGAGUCCUCUCAUUGAUUCCAUCGACCGUUGCUCUGAUCAUCUGAUCACUCCCAUGAUUUUUCUUCAUUUUGUUUUUUCCUGCUGUUUGAAAGUGAUCGACUGCAGGUGUUUUUGUUUGGUCUUUAUUUUUGCGCUUUGAUUUGCGCCAUUUGGCAAUAUGUGAUUUGGGGACAGACGCCGCGUUUUUGGAGAAGUGGACUAUAUCACAGCUGGAAUUCCCAAUAAAAAAAAGAAAAAAAAAUCCACAUUCCUGCUUGACACUAUAAACCAGAAGAGAUUGUGAUAUACCGUGAUGGUGUGGACCCUUCAGAACUGAGAGCAGAGUGGACCUUGUCGUUUGGAAACUGCUCCUGGGAUUGGUCCAAAAUGAAAGCUCCCAUCACUCUUCUGAUUUUACUUCACACUCUUGUGGUCCAUUGCCUAAAAGUGGUGUCAAAGAGAGGCUCAGUGGAAGGCUGCACAGAUUGGUCGGUGGACUACCUGAAAUACAAAGUUCUUCUGGGGGAACCUGUGAGGAUUAAAUGUGCUUUGUUCUAUGGAUAUAUCCGGGCCAACUACACCCAUGCACAGAGCACAGGACUCAGCCUCAUGUGGUACAAAAGUGCUGGGCACGGGGACUUUGAGGAACCCAUCAGUUUUGAUGGCACACGGAUGAGCAAAGAGGAGGAUGCUAUAUGGUUCCGACCAGCAGAAUUGGAUGAUGUUGGAUACUAUUCCUGCGUUUUGAGGAACUCCACGUAUUGCAUGAAGGUGUCCAUGUCUCUCACAGUGGCAGAAAAUGACACAGACCUCUGCUACAACUCUAAAAUGAGGUUCUUUGAAAAGGCGGAACUCAGCAAAAGCAAAGACAUCACCUGCCCAGGCAUUGAGGAUUACAUACAGCCAGGGGUGGAGCCUGAAAUUGUGUGGUACAAGGAGUGCAAGCCAAAGCAAUGGAGAGAGACCAUAGAGAGGAAGAGGGACACUCUGUCCAUCAAAGAAGUACGAGAAGAUGAUAUUGGGAAUUACACCUGUGAAUUGCCUUUUGGGAACUUUGUGGUACGGAGGACGACUGAGCUGUCAGUCACAGCUCCCCUGACAGACAAGCCGCCAAAAAUCCUUUUCCCCUCAGAGAGCCAAGUGAGCAUCAUAGAAAUGGCAAUAGGAAGUCCUGUCAACCUGACAUGUAGAGCAUUCUUUGGAUACAGCGGAGACGUCAGUCCGCUCAUCUACUGGAUGAAGGGGGAUAAGUUUAUUGAAGAUCUGGAUGAGGAGCGUGUCCAAGAAAGCGACAUCAAGACAAUCCGGGAGCACCUGGGGGAGCAAGAGGUUUCCAUCUCCCUGAUCAUCGACUCUCUGGAAGAGGGCGAUCUGGGCAACUACUCCUGCUUUGUGGAGAACGGCAACGGGCGGCGGCAGGCCAACAUUCAACUUAUCAAGAAAGCAGAGCUGAUGUACACGGUGGAGCUGGCCGGUGGUCUGGGAGCCAUCCUGCUGCUGCUUAUCUGCCUCGUGACACUGUACAAGUGCUACAGAAUUGAGCUCAUGCUCUUCUACAGGAACCAUUUUGGCAGCGAGGAUAUCGAUGGAGACAACAAGGACUAUGAUGCUUACCUGUCCUACACCAAAGUGGAUCCAGACCAGUGGAGCCAGGAGACCAGAGAGGAGGAGCGCUUUGCCUUGGAGAUCCUCCCCGACGUGCUGGAGAAGCAUUAUGGGUAUAAACUCUUCAUUCCAGACAGGGACUUGAUCCCCACAGGAAGUUUCACCAAUGAUCAUUUCCAGGAUGACACAAGACUACUUAGAGCCUAUAUCGAGGACGUAGCGCGCUGCGUGGACCAGAGCAAGCGCCUCAUCAUUGUCUUGACGCCCAGCUAUGUAGUGCGGAGGGGGUGGAGCAUUUUUGAGCUGGAGACCCGGCUUCGCAACAUGCUGGUGACCGGCGAGAUCAAAGUCAUCCUGAUCGAGUGUGCUGAACUGCGUGGCAUCAUGAACUACCAGGAAGUGGAGGCCCUCAAACACACCAUCAAGAUGCUGACGGUCAUUAAGUGGCGCGGGCCGUCCAGCAACAAGCUCAACUCCAAGUUCUGGAAGCAACUGCUCUACGAGAUGCCCUUCAAACGCAUGGAGCCCCUAAGCAUCUCACACGAACAAGUGCUAGACGUCAGCGAGCAGGGCCCCUUCGGCGAGCUGCAAACCGUCUCGGCCAUCUCCAUGGCAGCAGCCACCUCCACCGCCAUGGCGACGGCACACCCAGACUUGCGCUCGACCUUUCACAAUUCUUGCCACACCCAGAUGAGGCAGAAACACUAUUACCGUAGCUACGACUACGACCUGCCACCCGGCGGCACACUCCCACCACUCUCCUCGCUAGGCAACCAGCACACCUACUGCAACAUCCCCAUGACACUCAUCAACGGCCAGCGGCCACAGUCCAAGUCGCCACGACAACAGAGUCUGGACGAAGCCCACGGCAACAACGCCAUGCUGCCGCUGCUUCCCAGGGAAACCAGUAUAUCCAGUGUCAUCUGGUGACAGAGUCGGUGCCAGGCGGGGUAGACUGUGGAUCUCUAUGAUGUCUGUCACAGGGAGGACUCGGCACUGGCACUUGGACCCUGAAUGCACCAGAGCCAGAUGACCCUGAAUGGCACUAAGCUACUUGCUGCUGUUGAAUUUGCACCAGGAAAUAACAGGGACAAGGGGUGGGGGGAAGGGGGGAAGGGGUAACACUAGAAAAAACUGGAGCUGGAAGACCUGGCAAUUUUCUUUUUUUUUUUUUUUUUUCUUUUUUUUUUUUUUGUUUGUUUGUUUUGUUUUGUUUUGGUCCAAUAAGAGCUUUUAUUGAAACUGAACAACAACAAAAAAAAAGGAAGAACAUUUUUUUUAUGCCUGUAUAAACACUCACAUAACACAAGCCAACACCGAUGAUAAUUUACCCAGACAGUCGAAGAAUACAGGGUCCUGUACAUACGUUUUUCUAAUUCUUUGUAGCAACAGUGUUUGGGACUUGUUUCUUCUUUAUGUUUUAUCAUCAGCUGGGACUUGUUUUUUUAUUUCUUUGGUUUCAGUUUGUAUAAAAGUGAAGCAAUGGUCUGUGAGACAUGUCGGUUAAACCGUUGUUACCUUUAUCCUAAUUUGUUGGCUGGUGUAGUUUAUAAAGUGGUUAUUUUUGAGGGGCGAUGUGGGGAGGUUUAACUUCACAGCCCUUGGGAGAUGGGUAAGAUUUGAGGGUUGAUGGUCUGGGCUCAACCAGAGUAUGCAAAAUUUGGAGUCUGGACAGGAGUGAAACGUGAGGUUUCCCCAAUCGGUCGUGCUCGAGCGCUUUAGGAAAAUGAUGAUUAUGGUGCUAGGCUUCACAUCUCUGUUUCUCUCACGAUAACAUUUACUUUUGAAGAACAGCCUUGCUAUUUACCUUAACAGAUGAUUAUAUCACUGAAAGUAAUUAUGUGUAUAAUUUUAUGAAAAAAGAAAAGUAUAUUUUUGUAACUGAGGGAUAUUUGCUUAGAGAUGUUAUACCUAUGAAAUUUCUGAAAGAAGGAAUUGGAAAACUUUAAAAAAAGGACAUUGUUUUGUUAUGUGGAACGGCAUAGCUCACAAAAAUCAAUAGGUCACUCACUAAAUGUCUUACCCUUAUAUUGCAAGAUGAAGGGAAAAAAAAGUAUUUGUGUUUUCAUGAAGGGAGGGAAUUUUGACAUUUCCAGUACAUCACUGAUAUCUGCUCAGCAGGCUUAUAUUCUGUUACAUUUCAGUGUCACGAUUCAGUCGGUCUAACAGGGACGGAGUUGUCGACGAUGUCAGCGCGGAUGGAGGAGAAAGCCAUCGUCACCUGAAGCAUUUACUCUCACCUGGUUUUCCUCUUAAGGACCAAACAAGGCUGUCCAGGGCUAAAUUGUUGUCACAGUUAUCCAUUUCCUCUUAAAUGACAGCUCUGUUAUUUGUAUGUCAUUCCCACUUGCAGCGAUUUAGCUGUCAAGUGAUUCAGAAUAAAACGGGGCUCUCCGGCACUCCUGUGGUGAAGAUAACGCAAAGAGUUUUGUUUCUAAAUGAGUCAGAAAACAACAGAACAAGUAUGUCAUCAUGGGGUGUAUUCCUUUUACAACCAACAACCUUAUAGAUGUAAUUAAUCAUCAAGAAUGUCUUUAAACAUGCCAAUAAAAACCUGAUGUAUAUGUUAAUUACAAUAAUAAUGCAACUUUAGACCAAAGCAAGCUAAAGUGAACAAUAUCCAUCAACAAAAAGGAUCUUUUCUUUCUUUAAAAAUCAGUGAAAGUUCAUUCAAUCCAGAUAUUCCCUCAUAUACGAGAGCGCAGCCUGUGUUUCUACUCCUUCUGCAGCUGUGCCAUAUCUUUUUCAUUUUUUAAUGUUUUUUGAGAAACUAACAUCAUACUAAAAUACCUGCAACAUCUCAGAUGUUUCAUUUAGUGCCAUAAAAUAUGCAAAGUGAUGAACUUGUAAAGAAUAAAUAAAAAUCCCCUUUUAUCUUCUUGAACGUAUCACUUGUUACAACUUUUUGAGUUUUAAUUUUCCUUUGUGGAAUAUUUAAGACCACCAAGUUUUGCCGUAUGCUCCCACAAUUACGAUGAAAAUAUUUUAAUCGGAGCCAGGCCUGUUUUUGUUUUGUUUUUUUUUAUUGUUUGUUUGCUUGUUUUUCCCUCCUUGGAAAAGCAAAAGAUAAAUUACUAUUACUUUUUUCCUUUUUAUGGCACCAUUUCUAUUAAAAAACAAAGAGAAAAAAUAUGGGGUUCGCUGUGCUAUUGAAUAUGGCAUUGUGUAAAUAAAAUCAAAAUAAUAUAAUUAAGAUGAAGACAAUCGAGCCAUAUUCGUAAAAGCAAUGGUCGCCACUUACAUGGCCUCUCCACGCAGAAACACUAAUCCUGACUGGAUGUUAAACAAAUCGGUUUUUGGUGUAAUUGCUCCUACUUUUGGAAGCUGUACGGAUAUUCAAGUUUUUAUUUUCUACAAAGACAGUAACACACUUUUCUUUCAUGAUUAAAUUGAACAUUUCUGGUGAUGUGGCUUUGAAAUAAGAAGGUGAUGAGGAUGAAUAAUAAUAACGGUAUAUAGCACAGAAUAAUUCCAGGCACUUUCACGACUCUUGAGACGACGUCUCCCCUGUUUUCUGAUUUAUUUUCUAUUAUGUAUCUGCAAUGUUCAUUAAAAGAGAUACUGUUAUUAUUAAUAAAACCACAUUUAUGGUAA
Molecule: messenger RNA, 5223 nt
Organism: Melanotaenia boesemani (Boeseman's rainbowfish)
Lineage: Eukaryota; Metazoa; Chordata; Actinopteri; Atheriniformes; Melanotaeniidae
Product: interleukin-1 receptor accessory protein-like 1
Exons: 12
Coding region: 412-2559 (715 amino acids)
Biological process (GO): negative regulation of exocytosis; signal transduction
Molecular function (GO): interleukin-1 receptor activity
Source: RefSeq, a predicted model, not a curated record